UGGAAGCUUGAGCAGCACUUUGACAGAGAGCAGGAGUGUAGAUACAUGAUCAUAUGAGAGCACUUUUAUUUAUAAGCAUAAUUCUUCAAAUUAAAUAGAGCUCAGAAUGGUCCGAGGAGUAUUUGGGGGAUUAUUUAAUGUAACACUGGUCUUCCUCCUGCUGUACUCCGUCACAGGCUUGCUGCUGAUGGAUCACCGCAGAGAUGCAGAAGAUCACCAGGAGCUCAACAAAGCCAUUUUGGAAAUGUUACAUAUCAACAAAGUGUCUGCGAGACAUCAGGCUAAGCCACAUCCGUACAUGAGGAGGAUCUAUCAGCGUUUGGACUCGCUGGAGGCUCAAGACUUUGGCACUUCAGAUGGAACGCUGGUGCAGAGUUAUCGGAGUGUUGCUGGUCUACAUCACUCUCCUCCAGGAUGGAUCUGGUUUAACGUCAGCAGCCUGAACCCCUCCAUGCUGGGUGCAGAGCUGGUUCUGUUCAGAAAAACCCUCCACCCUCGUUCCAUCAGCGUGACUGUCACCCUGCACAGCGUCACAGCUUCGCACGGAGCACUGAAGGAAAGUCCUGCCCUUGAGGAGAGACUGCUGACCCUGGACCAGCGGUCCUCAUCUGGAUAUGAUGUGUUUGAUGUGUCAGCUGUUCUGGCUCUGAAGCCUCUGGAGGUGGUGGGCUUUCAGCUGCGUUACACAGAUGAGAGCGGGAGUCUGGUCCUUCAUGAGGCUCUGACGCAGAGUCUGUACUGUCUGAACAGAGGGUCUCUGAGUGAACCCUUACUGGUGCUUUACCAAGCACACCCCCUUCAUGUCUAACUCUGUCACUGAGGCCACUGUAACUGUUAAACUGUGUUCUCUUAACACUAUAUUAAUCCACAGAUUAACAUAGAAUAUUAUGCUGAAUGCAAAGUGCUGAGGAAAUACUAUAGUGUAAUCCAGGGUUGUAACUUUGAGACAAAACUAUAACAGAAAUACCCUUCUUCUUUUAUUAUUUUAUAUGCAGUAUAUGUUUCAUUUUA
Larimichthys crocea (large yellow croaker) is the source of this 1011-nucleotide messenger RNA. RefSeq lists its product as uncharacterized. Bases 107 to 808 code for a protein of 233 amino acids. The record is from RefSeq and is a predicted model, not a curated record. The transcript is spliced from 2 exons. Gene Ontology annotation, molecular function: cytokine activity. NCBI's taxonomy places the organism in Eukaryota, Metazoa, Chordata, Actinopteri, Sciaenidae. Gene Ontology annotation, cellular component: extracellular region.